Molecule: messenger RNA, 3287 nt
Organism: Ctenopharyngodon idella (grass carp)
Lineage: Eukaryota; Metazoa; Chordata; Actinopteri; Cypriniformes; Xenocyprididae
Gene: ccdc80l2
Product: coiled-coil domain containing 80 like 2
Exons: 8
Coding region: 682-2775 (697 amino acids)
Source: RefSeq, a predicted model, not a curated record
CAUCAAAUUGUGUUUGAAUUGUGUUAUUAUCGGAGAUUAAACUGGGAUAUACUUUGUUGUAAACUAGUAUUUUUUAAGGAAACUAUGGUACAUUUUUAAAGACAAUUUGACAAUUAAAAGAGUACAUAUUAAUAAUAUUAUUAAUAGUAUAUUAAUAGGGGCAGUUCGCCCAAAAAUGAAAAUUGUCAUCACUUAUCUUGUUUUGUGGUCUGCAGAAGAAAGAAAUGAUGCAUGGAUUGCGUGUGAGACAACAAAGACUGGUUUGCCUUUGUGAAUAAAUGAAAAAUGUCUGUUAUUCUUAUUUAAACUUCAAUAUUGACUUUCAGAACACGUACUAAAAUUGUCCAGAUAUAAUCUACAAUAAUAAUUAUUGUCCAGAAGAAAUGGCUAAAGCACAUUAGGUGUUGACCACUAAGAUCAAGUCACAAUAAAGUUGUAAAGGGGUUGGGUUUCACCCUGCCCUUCCAUUCUUCUCCUACAAAAGCUCAUCCUCCAUGCAGACACAAAGUUAUGAAGCACAAGAAGCUGCUCCGCAUGCCACACAGCUCAAAGUUGCUUUGAAGUUUAGAAAUUCCAGGAGUUUCCUGUAACAAGGUCAAACUCUAAUGUGAACCAGAAGCUGUUUUUUCUCUCUCUCUGUCUUCUCACUCUGUUGGUUAGUGGAGAGUGUGAAGUCUCGAUAUGUCUCGUCUGUGGAUCCUCCUGCUCCUGCUGGCACACUGGAUCAACAACCCAGUGCUUUCUGCAAAAGCAGGCAAGAAAAAACACCAAGCGAAGAAUCAAAGUGACUUUGCGACUCCCAAGGAGGACGUUGGGUCAGAUGGGGCUCGCGAAAGUCCGUCAGAGUCUGACUUCUUGGCGGAUUUUUCUGGGAAACACCGCCUGUGGGUGAUCACCGCGCCUUCACAUAGUGACAACUAUCUGCGUAUGAUGGAGAAACAGAUUCAGGAGUCUGAGGGACUAAAUUGUCGCUUGGCAGAAAGAGACACGCUCGUCGUCACUAUUAUUCAGAAUGCCAUGAUGGAAGGCAAAAUCCAACGCACAACCUUGCAAGGAGAAGCAACUGUGGAGGCCAUGGACUCUGAAAUGGUGAGCAAACUUCUCCAUUACCUUGAGCUGGAGGACCAUACUUUCUCCAUGUUGAUUCUGAAGAAGAACAUGAGGGUUAGUGAGAGAUUUCCUUACCCGGUUCGUGUUGAGGCAAUCCUUGAGGUCAUCGAUCAGCUGCCUGUUCGAAAGUUGGAGAAGGUUGCCAGAAAGGGCUUGCCAGUUAAAUGCAAGAUCACAAAGAAGAGGUUAGUGAUAAAGAAACAGGGUUCCAGCAAGCGUAGGACCUUCAGCCCACAGAGGCAAAUGAAUACCACGUCCAUCCUCACUCAGAAGAUACGCCUAGACAAAAAGGCAACAUUAAGAAAUAAAGUCCAAGAUAUAUUGAGCGGACGCUCGCGAUUCGUCAUCCGUAAAAAGAUGGGAGGCUCAGGCAAUGGCAAACUAUCAACUAAAGCAGGUUCAAAAUCUGGAUCUAAUGGAAAGUAUGACAACCAUAAGAAAACUAGUGACAGCAACAGAAAGCCAGUAACAGAAGUGAAAAAACCUCCGGAAGCAGAUAAAAGGCAUGCAAGCACAAAAUCUAAUUUUGACACCCUCAAUGAAAAUUUCAAAGGAGAACAAACCGUUGACCAUUCAACCUCUAAAAAGAAAGGCAAAGGAAAGGAUGGCAAGAAGAAAAAUGGAAAAGGAGGGAGGAGGAAGUCGCAACGAGAAGCAGAUGAUAAGGAAAAGGCAGCUCUUAAAGAAUUCAUGAAAAACCUCAAAGGGAGAAGAAGACUUCUUGUGAUUUCAUCCCCAAGUGAUGUCUCAAGUCAGUAUAUCAAACAGAGAGAUGAUAAUGAACUACGUAGCUGUGAGUUUUCCCAAAGAAAGGUCUCAGUGCUGUCCAUCAUGGGUUCAGAACGUAGUCCUACGCUACACAUCCAACACUACCAAGACUCCGAGCCACCACAAGCAUCCUUGCCAGAAAAGUUCAGAAACCCUGAGUUAAUCAGCGAGAUCCGCAGAGAAUAUGGGCUGGACUCCAAAAACUUCUCAAUGGUGUUGACUGACUAUGACCUGAGGCCAAAUCUCAACAGGGUUUUCAGCAAGCCAACAGCUCCUUCUGAUUUACUGGAUUACAUCGACAGCUUUCCUUCACGUCAGUCUGAGAAGGAAGAGGAGCGAAAAGCUCCAUCACCCUGCUCUAAAGACGAAACAAACAAUCAGGAGAACUCGCUUCUGAGGUUUAUGUCCAAACGAAGACUUCUAAUCAUCUCAGCACCUACUGUAGAUGACUACUCAUUCCAUCAGCAGCUUCAGGCCCUCAAUGGACAGGAGUGUCCAAUGGGUAUCCGUCAUUUUGCCUUGUUGAAGAUUGUGGGUACUGGAUCGACAGCUUCAGGAACAGUGGAGUUUUUUCCAUUGAAUGGAAAAAGUCAACCUGAGAAAGAGACACUCUCGCAGGAUGUGGUGGAGAGUCUCAGAAAUCAGUUAAAGGUAAACAGGGACUACUUCAGCAUGCUGGUGGUGGGUAAGGACGGAGACGUAAAGGCCUGGUUCACAUCUCCAAUGUGGUCUUUGGGAAGCAUCUACGACCUUGUGGACUCUAUGGAAUUGCGUCAACAGGAACAUAAACUGCAGCAAACACUUGGAAUUCACUGUCCAGAUGAGAAUACAGGUACUUACCAUGGUUACACAGAAGAGACAGAGGACAGCUACUUGUACCACAGAUCUGAGGACUAAAAGUCAUCCAAACAAAGACAUUGGACAUGCAAAUAAUGGACACGGCAUGCAUUUGUACAUUUGUCAUCCCCAUAUCAUGCGAUGCAAAAGUUUACCUCUAUAAUAAACAGGUCUUGGAUGAAAUUCAUACACAUUCAUCUUACCUGUUGUUGCCGUGUACUGUAAAAUUUCACUUCCUGGCACCUGGUUGCACAUGCUACUAUGCUUAGUAUAGCUUCUUCUUUUUUUUAAAGCUUCUGAUAUUAAAUGAUAUUUUUCUAAGCUGGAGAAAAUGUCUUUUAUGAGUUUACUAUUCAAAAGUUUGAGGUUGGUAAGAAACUUCUUGCCAAAAAAAAUCUUAUGCUCACCAAGGCUGCAUUUGUUUGAUUAAAAAUACAGUAAAACAGCAAUAUUGUGUGAAAUAUUUUUAGCUUUCUAUUUUAAUAUAUUCAAAAUGUAAUGUAUUCCUGUGAUGGUGUUGUAAAAUCACUAACAUAUACUAAAAAGAUAAUAAAAAAAUAAUAAUAAAUGAA